Macrosiphum euphorbiae (potato aphid) is the source of this 1221-nucleotide messenger RNA. The record is from the annotation of a GenBank genome assembly. NCBI's taxonomy places the organism in Eukaryota, Metazoa, Arthropoda, Insecta, Hemiptera, Aphididae.
AUGGUGGACUGCGCGAGGGCGGCCAUAUUGAUACCGUUGGCGCACAGCCUCCUUUAUUGUGUGCCGGUGAAAAAAUGUAGCCUGGUCGAAACCGCGUUCCUGUUGCUGGUCACCGUGUCCACGAUAAACAUGCUGACCAUCGUCCUAAACGAUUCACCGGUGUUCCCGGAGGACGACGAGGAAGACGGCUAUCAGGUGUCUUCGGUGCCACUGUUGCUGGACUCACCGCAGUGCGUCGUGUUCGGCACGUUCAUGAUAUGGUUCGCAGCCAUCACCAUCAACCUGGGCCCGACAUUCAUGAGCGGCGCGCUGGCCGCUGGCGCCGAGGUGACCAGGGACAAGCCUGGCUGUCCGCUCGUGCACGGCCCUUUCCGGCACUACAUACUCAACGCCCUGUGGAUAAUCAUCAACCUGCUGUGCGUGCUGCUCACGCUGUUCCACUUGCGCAAGCUGCACAGGGACCUGACCAAGGCCAACGUGGAAGCUGUCAGGGUGGCCGGACUGGUCACCACGUUGGUAAACGUAACCGGCAACAAUUACUCGGACCCGCGACAUGCACCGAGGAGAAGUUUGGGUGCGGUGGAAGAGCACCAGAGAAUGCGCAACUACCUGUUGCGCAUCGAGAGGGAAGGAGUCCAAAAGGUUAAGAUGUUCGUGGUCAUCACUGCGGCGUAUGUGAUCUUCUGGGGACCACUAUUUUUCGUCACGUUGGUACAACAUCCGUUAUCCGGCAAUCGUUCCGACUACGAGGUGACGCUGCACGUGGCCAAUGGCCAUUCGUUCGUCAACGCCAUGCUGUUCCUGGUGCUGCACCGGGGACUCCGGCAAGCGGCCGCCGACGCUUGCUGCACCAGCAUGUCCACGGUGGCCAGGUGGCUGACGGCCGGGUGGUCGCCGGAACCGUACACGCUGGACGCAUCGGUGCCGGGCAUGUCGCCCGAGCCCGUGUUGGCCGCACCGCCACCACCGCCGCCCACCAGUCUGCCGGCGUACACCAUUCGGCACACUUCGAUGAGGACUAGGUCGAUGAAUCGUUUCCCGGCGGCUCACCAUCGGGAUCUGCACUAUGACUACCAUUCGUCGCAUCCCAACCUGCACGACAUGUCGGGCAUCAACAUGGGUCGGUUGUACAACAGUCAUGAGUACCUGCCGAACGAUUACCGCCGAUACAACCACUACUACCAUCACCGGGAAACGCCACCGUGCUCGUCGCCCGAAUGA